Molecule: messenger RNA, 1098 nt
Organism: Lotus japonicus
Lineage: Eukaryota; Viridiplantae; Streptophyta; Magnoliopsida; Fabales; Fabaceae
Product: thiamine pyrophosphokinase 2
Exons: 6
Coding region: 77-886 (269 amino acids)
Biological process (GO): thiamine diphosphate biosynthetic process; thiamine metabolic process
Molecular function (GO): thiamine diphosphokinase activity; ATP binding; thiamine binding
Source: RefSeq, a predicted model, not a curated record
CAAUGCAAUGAAUGUUCUAAGAAGCAGAGCAAAUAAAUAAAUUACACGAGAAGAGAAGAGAAGGCAAGGAAGAGAGAUGGAGACGCUGUGUCAUUGUUCAAAGUUUCUUCUUCCGCCGGAGGAAUCCACCGCCGCCGCCGCUUCUUCUUCUUCUUCUCUUUCUCCGACCACCACCACCACAUACGCUCUCGUUAUUCUCAAUCAACGACUCCCCAGAUUCGCUCCUCUGCUUUGGGAACACGCGAAGCUACGAGUGUGUGCCGAUGGAGGUGCCAACCGGGUGUUUGAUGAAAUGCCUCUUUUCUUCCCUCAUCAACAACCUUCCUUUGUUCGCUCCAGGUACAAGCCUGACCUAAUAAAAGGUGACAUGGAUUCAAUCAGGAGAGAAGUACUUGAUUACUAUGCAACGCUGGGAACUAAGAUAAUUGAUGAGUCUCAGGAUCAGGACACUACAGAUUUACACAAAUGUGUAGCAUACAUACGUGACUUUACACCAAUUGUUGAUAAAUCAUCACAGCUAUGUAUUCUUGUUGCUGGAGCACUUGGCGGGAGAUUUGACCACGAGAUUGGAAAUAUUAAUGUGCUGUGCCGAUUCUCCAACACACGAAUUAUCCUUCUAUCUGAUGAUUGCCUCAUUCACCUUCUUCCUAAGAAUCAUUCUCACAAGAUCUUUAUUCAAUCUUCGGUUGAGGGUCCGCAUUGUGGACUCGUUCCCAUUGGAAUGCCAUCUGGAAGUACUACUACGACUGGACUGCGAUGGGACCUGAAUAACACGGAGAUGAGAUUUGGAGGUCUAGUAAGCACAUCAAAUAUUGUCAAAGAAGAUAUAGUAACAGUACAGUCUGAUACUGAUCUUCUGUGGACUGUUUCUAUCAAGAAGCUCUAGGUUCUACAUGUUGCAUGCUGCACUGAUUUCUCAGAUCUGCAUUAUUAUCUUUACACACGGGGGCCUAUUCCAUUUAAAGCCCAGAUCUUCUGUACGAUUCAUUCUUUUCAUCUACUGUGUGAGUUAUGGUAGGGUAGAGGGGAAUUAUUCAUUGAUGUGGGAAGUUCUAUUCCUGAAAAUUAAUAAGCAAUGGAAGUUCAUUUUUCAAAGAA